CCGUAGUAUGUCAUCAUCUUCCCUGUAGACAUGGCUGCCAUCAGGAGCGGGGUGACUCCGGUCAGCCUAGCAAAAUGUUUCCUGAGACAGACUGGAAAACCGAGCCGAGGCAGCCAUCCGCUUUCAGAGAUUCGGGGCCACCGGUUGCUUCAGAGGUCCCAUCUGCACACAGUGUUUGAGUGUCGCAGUCCUGCCACCAGGACUCUGCUGGGCCGCAAACAGCAUGGGAAGUUCCUCUGGGUGAACGCCGUGGCAGUCAGACACAACAGCUCGCAGGUUCCACCUGAGGAUGGAUCAAUGGCAGCUCCAGUGGUGGAGUCCUCUCCUGUCCCUCUGUCCACUGACCACACCCCUAUCUUUGCACAACCAGUCGCUGAACAGAUACCAGUUGAAACCAUUUCUGUGACAGUACCAGUAGCAGACAUCUCCCCUCCUCCUCCAGUCUUGGAUUCCUCCCCUGAGCUUGUGCCCGCUGAUCCCACCACUAUUUUAACACAGCAAGUCAUAGAGCAGGUGGCUGAUGCUGCACCGACGGCAGUGGAGGUCCUGCAAGCUGCAUCCACAGAACCCACUUUAGCCGAGCUGGGAUUGGCCGCUCACACACCUGUGGGACUGAUCCAGAACUUGUUAGAGUUCAUUCACAUCGACCUCGGUUUGCCCUGGUGGGGGGCCAUCGUUGCAGGAACAGUGCUGGCUCGUCUGGCUGUGUUUCCAGUCAUUGUGAAGGGCCAGAGAGAGGCAGCCAAGCUGAACAAUGUGCUUCCUCAGAUAACCAAACUCACCAACAGGAUGACAGAGGCCAAACAGAGUGGAAACAAAUUUGAAUUUGCCAAAGCCUACACUGACCUGAACAUGUUCCAGAAGAAGCAUGAUGUGAAUCCUCUCCGUGGCUUCCUGGUUCCUUUGGUGCAGGCACCAGUCUUCGUCUCUUUCUUCAUCGCACUGAGGAAGAUGGCCUAUCUGCCAGUGCCCAGCAUGCAGACAGGAGGUGCGCUCUGGUUUCUGGACCUGACGGCAGCAGACCCUUUUUAUAUUCUACCAUUAGCCGUCACAGGAACCAUGUUCUUUAUCUUGGAGUUGGGUGCAGAGUCUGGUAUUGAUAACCCCAAUCUGAGGGCUAUGAAGACUGUGUUCAGGAUCAUGCCGUUAAUCAUCCUCCCCCUCACUAUCAACUUCCCCACGGCGGUGUUUACCUAUUGGCUGACCUCUAACUGCUUCUCCCUGGGUCAAGUCGCCCUGCUCAGACACCCUUUGGUCAGAGAGAGGCUGAGGAUCCCUGAGAGGAUCAAACACCCCGACUCCGCUAUGCCCCAGAAUGAUGGCUUCAUCGCGAGCAUGAAGAAGGGCUGGAAGAACGCUCAGCUGGCUCAACAGCUGGAAGAGAGAGAAAGGAGGAUCAAAGAUCAUCUGGACCUCGCUGCUAAAGGUCCACUGAGGCAGACUUUUACCCACAAUCCUCUCCAGCCAACCCCUCCCAUGGCUGCUGCAUCAACCAAAGGCAAGCGAGCUCAUGGCAAAGAGAAGCCAUGGAAGGACACUGUUGUAUAAAGCUGACUGGCUCGUAGCUUGAUAAUAUUAUGACUUAUGUACAUAUUUAUGGAUGGAGGAGCGGACAGGCUGGGAAAGGGUUGUGAUAGUGUAUGUAUUAUUCUAAUUAAAAUGUAAAAUCUGCCUCAAAACAGCCAUUCUGAUCGGGACAUUGUUUUUAUAUUUGAGUGCAAAUCCAUGAGGAAUGAAAGAAACUGAAGUUGUU
This is a messenger RNA of Toxotes jaculatrix (banded archerfish), 1753 nucleotides long. It is a transcript of the gene oxa1l, whose product is annotated as OXA1L mitochondrial inner membrane protein. The transcript is spliced from 11 exons. Gene Ontology annotation, cellular component: mitochondrial inner membrane. The coding region runs from base 31 to 1548 and encodes 505 amino acids. Gene Ontology annotation, molecular function: membrane insertase activity. The record is from RefSeq and is a predicted model, not a curated record. Lineage: Eukaryota; Metazoa; Chordata; Actinopteri; Toxotidae. Gene Ontology annotation, biological process: mitochondrial respiratory chain complex IV assembly; protein insertion into mitochondrial inner membrane from matrix.